AUGAGAGAAAAGAAUCCGCGUCCUGAGCGCGCGGAAUGCGCGAAAACGAAGGUGGUUAGGAGUGUUACCAGAGAGGAGAGAGAGGGAGAAGCACGACCGGUUUUGGGGUUGUUCUGUUUGCGAAUACCUGAUGAUGAUGAUGAUGAUGAUGAUGAUGAAAUCGAGGCGCAAAAUGAGACGCGAAAAGAAAAGACGACCGAGAAGACGAAGAGAGGAGGGAAGAGAAAGAGAAAGCAACGACACGAGUGCGGUGUUUGUGAGAAGGUGUUCGUGAGCGCGUCCCAAUUGGCCACACACGUGCGUAUUCACACGAACGAAAAACCGUACGAAUGUGAUGUGUGCGAGAAGUGUUUUCGUGAUUCUAGUACUUUGAUAAGGCACAAGCGUACGCACACGAAAGAGAAACCGUACGAAUGUGAUGUGUGCGAGAAGCGCUUUCGUCAUUCUAAUACUUUGCAAAGCCACAAGCGUAUUCACACGAACGAGAAGCCGUAUAAAUGUGUCGUGUGCGAGGCGCGUUUUAAUCAACUUGGUAGUUUGCAAAGCCACAUGCGUAUUCACACGAAAGAGAAACCGUAUGAAUGUGAUGUGUGCGAGAAGCGUUUUCGUCAUUCUAAUGGUUUGAAAUACCACAAGCGUAUUCACACGAAAGAGAAACCGUACGAAUGUGUCGUGUGCGAGAAGCGUUUUACUCAAUCUAGUCAUUUGACAAACCACAUGCGUAUUCACACGAACGAGAAACCGUACGAAUGCGAUGUGUGCGAGAAGAGGUAUCGUCACGCUAAUACUUUAAAGUACCACAUGCGCACUCAACAUUAG
Bathycoccus prasinos is the source of this 819-nucleotide messenger RNA. Its product is annotated as PREDICTED: similar to Zinc finger protein 271 (Zinc finger protein 7) (HZF7) (Zinc finger protein ZNFphex133) (Epstein-Barr virus-induced zinc finger protein) (ZNF-EB) (CT-ZFP48) (Zinc finger protein. Lineage: Eukaryota; Viridiplantae; Chlorophyta; Mamiellophyceae; Mamiellales; Bathycoccaceae. The record is from RefSeq and is a predicted model, not a curated record. Gene Ontology annotation, cellular component: nucleus. Gene Ontology annotation, biological process: regulation of transcription by RNA polymerase II. Gene Ontology annotation, molecular function: DNA-binding transcription factor activity, RNA polymerase II-specific; RNA polymerase II transcription regulatory region sequence-specific DNA binding. The coding region runs from base 1 to 819 and encodes 272 amino acids. The transcript has a single exon.